AUGACGAAGCCCGCGCGUGCCAUCGCUGAGGCGUACGUCGACCCUGACGAUGGAUUGACCGUCAUGCAGAUCGUCGAGGCCCGCGGCUACUACGUCGAGGAGCACAAGGUCACGACCUCGGACAACUACAUCCUGACCAUGUACCGACUGCCCAAGACGUACACGGAGAGCCGACUGAACGCUUCUGCUGCGGCCGACAAGCCGGCCGUGUACCUCAUCCAUGGCCUGCUGGACAGCAGCUUCACGUACGUGUGCAACUUCCGCAACCAGAGCUUGGCCUUCUUGCUCGCGGACGCGGGCUACGACGUCUGGCUGGGCAACAACCGAGGCACGACGUGGUCCAACCAGCACGUCACGUACACGACCGAUGACGACGAGUACUGGGCCUUCUCGUGGCAGGAGAUGGCGCUGUACGACAUGCCCGCCAUGGUCAACUACGUGCUGGACACGACGGGCCACUCCACGCUGAGCUACGUGGGUCACUCGGAGGGGACCAUGCAGGCGUUCGCCGGCUUCUCCGUCGACCAAGAGCUGGCCAAGAAAGUCUCGUACUUCGGCGCUCUUGCUCCUGUUGCCUACGUGGGCCACAUCACUUCGCCCAUCUUCGAGCUCAUGGCCGACACGUACUUGGACGUGUUGUUCACGAUCCUCGGCGUCGGGGCGUUCUGGGAAACCAACUGGCUGAUCCAGGGCAUCCUUGCCAAGUACGCGUGCGCCUUCGUGGACCAGGCCUGUGACUCGAUCAUCAACGCACUCACGGGGCCUUCGGACAACGUCAACACCACGCGGUUGCAGGUGUACAUCUCCCAGACUCCAGCCGGCACCUCCGUCAAGAACAUGGCGCACUUCGCACAAGGAAUUCGGGACAACACGUUCCGUUACUACGACUACGGGUGUAGUUGCGUCCAAGCUCUGGGUAUCAAUCUGUGCUCCAAGCUCAUCUGCAAGAACAAGGCGGUGUAUGGAGCGUUCGAGCCGCCCUCGUUCGACCUCGGGACCAUCAAGUACCCCCGCAUGGGCUUCUACACUGGGAGCGACGACUGGCUGGCUACCAGCACGGACAUCUCGCAACUGCGCGCUAAGCUCACGAGCGCGGACAUCGUCACCGACCAAAGCGUCGAGUACAACCACUUGGACUUCACGUGGGGCUACAACGCCAACGAGCUCAUCUACCAAGACCUGCUCACCCAGAUCGGCAAGUACGUUGAUGUCGGAUACUGA
Phytophthora sojae is the source of this 1221-nucleotide messenger RNA. RefSeq lists its product as hypothetical. The transcript has a single exon. Gene Ontology annotation, molecular function: hydrolase activity, acting on ester bonds. Lineage: Eukaryota; Oomycota; Peronosporomycetes; Peronosporales; Peronosporaceae. The record is from RefSeq and is a predicted model, not a curated record. Gene Ontology annotation, biological process: lipid metabolic process. The coding region runs from base 1 to 1221 and encodes 406 amino acids.